Kwoniella mangroviensis CBS 8507 is the source of this 1941-nucleotide messenger RNA. RefSeq lists its product as uncharacterized. Lineage: Eukaryota; Fungi; Basidiomycota; Tremellomycetes; Tremellales; Cryptococcaceae. The transcript has 5 exons. The record is from RefSeq and is a predicted model, not a curated record. Bases 1 to 1941 code for a protein of 646 amino acids.
AUGUCAUCCUCCCUGGUGCUCACACCAGAAGCAAACCCACCUUCCUCCCUCCCGGACCCGCUCCAAAGUCACUCGAGGCCUCAACGGUCCACACGAGCAGCGGUCAAUUACUCAGAACGCGCCCCAGAUCACUCUUCAGUCUCACCACACUCAACCACUCCGACUCGUUCAGCAGCGGUUUCUACCAGAUCCAGAAGAAGUAUGUCUAGUUCCUUGUCAGUUGCGGAGAGAUCACCGGACAAGAAGAUAUUUUCCAAUGGCAGAAGAAGCGCUUUCUCACCUCUGUUCGAUAACGAAAGGAAAGAAGCUGCCCUUGGCUUGGUACUCGGAGAGGAAGCAAGUACUGAGGAGGAAACAUCGGAGGGAUCCAAAGCAACUGUUCAGGAGGAAGGCGAAGAUGAAGUCGGCGAUGAUCUGAACGAGGAUGAGGAUGAGGAGGAGGAGGAUGGAGAAAUCGGAAGUAACAGUGAAGAGGAAAAGGAGGGAGAAGAAGCUGAAGUGUUGGAGCCAUCUCAAUCACCAAUCAAGACAAACAAAGAACAAGUCAUUCCGAAUGAGCAAUUUGCACCCCUAACCAAUUCUCGAGUGACCCGUAGGCGGACUGUCUCUCCCGAGAAGAAACCCGUGGAAGAGCCCACCACAGCGGGUGUGAUAAGACUUGUCUUCGGCAAGAAAAGGAAAGCUGAAGGGGGUCCAGAGUCAACCAAGAAGGAAGCUGUCCCAGCAUCAGUCACUGUCGCGUCUGAAGCACCGAUACUCGCAGAGGAACCUCAGAGUGAGGCGAUCAACGAAGAUUUUCGAGAGGAUUUACGCAAAAGGCUGCCACGAAAGAAAAGAAAAUGGUUGAAGAAGGGAGAAGUCGAUCCCGAUGAUCCCAUCGCAGUAGCUCGUCAGAAGGAGAGACACAGAUUGAUAGACGAAGCUAUCGAAGAUCUUAACAAACAAGAGCAACUGCUUUCCGAUAACGCCCAUCCCCAACUAUUAUGGUUAUGGGAUGAAUUAGAGCGCAGAAGGGGAUUGCAGAUAAACUGGCUCGAAGCUCGUCAUGAAGCGGCGAUUGGGGAUCUAGAGCGUCUGCGCGAUCAUGAGCUACAAGUUGCAAAAUUGGAUUUCAGGCUGAAACGGGAAGAACUCGCCAAUGAAAUGAUUCGAGAGAACAGACACAAGAUGGCUCGUACUGCCGCUGAACGUACUGCUCUCAAGAGACAGCCCGGCAGUAUGCCUAGCCUUCGAGGUGGCCGCGGUGGUGGAGGUUGGCAGGUGUCUACGACAAACCUCCUUUCAGAUGGCGAGCAGAGGCUAGUACCUUUAACGCGCGGAGAUGAUCCCUUCAUGCGCCGAGACGUCUCCCGAAAGAUAGAAUCGCUCAAUCCUGCUGAGGUCAAAGCCGAUCUUGAGAAGUUUGAAGCACACAAAGUCAAACGACAACAUCGAUCUUCAACACCUCCCAAUAUCCAUUCAAAACCUUCCGCUUCCAGGUCUGAUCGUCACUCGCUUCCCCGCCCGGUUGAACCACAACACAAUGCUAAAGUCAUGCGAUACGCUGCACCUCCAGCCGCCACUCAGCGUCCUCCCAGCAUAUGGGAUCCACCUAAGCCUCUAAUGGCGAAUCCAACGCACAAACAAGGAGUUUCACGUCCACGAUCGCCCGAGCAUUUACCGCGAUAUCACAGUGAAUCAGUUUCUACGAUAGGCUAUGGUGGACGUGCGCCAUCACGUGGCCUCCCAUUCGCGUCCAUAUUCAAGCCUCCUCCAGAACACCCAACAUCCAGACAAGAAGCGAUACCUCCUCAUCAUCCAUCGAGCACACCACGCCCGAGAUCUCCCCCUCGGCAGCUCCCGCGUCAUCCGAUGGAAACGACACCAUCUAACCUCUGGCCGCAUCCACGUCAAAGGCAUCCAUGGCUAGCAUAUGGUGGUGCACCCCCCAGAAAAGCCUGA